CUGCCAUUUCAUUCGCACCCGCACACAGCCUGCUUUGCCUUUCCCACAUGAAAACGAAAAGCAGCCACUUGGUGGAAAUUUUGUGACCAUUGUGCUGCGCUUAGAAGUCGUCCGAGCUCGCGAAGCCACAUACCGUUCGAAAGCCAAGAGUCCGACGAAUCUUUUGCCACCAUCCGGUUGAAAAUCGAAGCGCCGCAAGUCGCGAAAAAGGCCACCGAAAAAGGGCCGCCGUUGUGAGUGUGUGUGACCAAAGAAAAAAAAAUGCCCUGCCGCUGGAGGUGAAAAAUGCGCUCGCCAUUUUGACUCGGGCGACAGUUUUUGUACAAGUGCGCUCGCCGCCGCCUCCGUCGUCGUCGUCGUCGUCGUGGUCGUGGUCCGCAUCCGGACUUGCACACGUGCCCCAGCCCGUGGCUGCAGUGCGUCCGCCCACCCACCGCCGCCCUUCCGAUUUUACCCGUGCACACGUUGCGGCUACGGCACGUAGCCCCGUCUCAUUUCUGUUUUUGGCGGUCCACCUGGCGAGCGGUAAGCGGUAGCGAAAACAACAACAACUGCUGCUCCGGCUGCUGCUGCCCCACCAACAAAAAUGGCGCACUCGACGGGCGGUACGGUGAAGGCCGACGAGGUGAACUUCUUCUUCCGGGACGAGCACGGACAAAUAGCCAAGAUGCUGAAGCCGGCGCAAACCAAGUCCGAAGUGGAGGGCGGAAAGCCCGUGGCCGUGGUCUACGCCACCGGCUCAUCGGCGCGCAACAGCGGAAAUGCCAGCGGCAUUGGCAACGUGGGACGCAUGGGCGCAUUUAGUCAGAUGGGUUCCAGCAAUCAGGGGCAGUUCAUUCGGCUGCAGGACAACGGGCUGUCCAUUCCAAAAACAGAAGCAGGUACUACCUACACCACCGUUUCGGCGCAGAAAACAACAGGCGCAAGCAGUGGUCUUUACGACUUGCCAGUGAAGGGGGAGCGCUACGUGAAGUUUACGCCAAAUCCCUUGAAAAUGAAAUCAAAACUCCAUGCCAUUCAGAGCAACUCCUUGCACUCAAUGUCCGCCUCCUCAUCGUCCGUACAAAGGAAACGCAAGCCGGACAAGGCCGGCAAGGGGUUGCGCCACUUCUCGAUGAAGGUCUGCGAGAAGGUGGAGGAGAAGGGCAAGACCACCUACAACGAGGUGGCCGACGACCUGGUCAGCGAGGAGAUGAAGAACAAUGCGUACGACAACAACUGUGAUCAAAAGAAUAUCCGACGUCGUGUCUACGAUGCGCUCAACGUGCUGAUGGCAAUCAAUGUUAUCUCCAAGGACAAGAAGGAGAUCCGCUGGAUAGGGCUGCCCGCCAAUUCGGCCGAGCAAUUUCUCGCCCUGGAGGAGGAAAACAGUCUGCGCCGCGAGCGCAUCAAGCAGAAAUACGAAAUGCUCCGCGAAAUGAUCAUGCAGCAUGUGGCGUUCAAGGGAUUGGUCGAGCGGAACAAGCGGAACGAGAGCCAGGGCGUGGUGCCCUCCCCCAAUGCCUCGAUCCAGCUGCCGUUCAUCAUCGUGAACACGCACAAGUCCACCAAAAUCAACUGCAGUGUGACCAACGACAAGUCCGAAUACAUAUUCAAGUUCGACAAGACCUUCGAAAUGCACGAUGACAUUGAGGUGCUCAAGCGAAUGGGGUUCCUUUUGGGACUGGAUAAGGGCGAGUGCACGCCGGAGAACAUUGAACGAGUCAAGGCCUGGGUGCCGCCGAACCUCGGCAAAUACGUGGAAGCCUACGGAACCGGCAAGACUGGCGAAACCAUGUACGAAUCGGACGACGAUGAUAACGAGUUCAACGGGUACCUGGAGUCAGCCAACGAGUCCCAGAGCUUUGCACAACACUCGGCACAACACACCACCGAUGGCGAGUUUAAGCUGGAGAUGGAUGAUGACGAGCUCGAAGAGGAAAUUGAUUGAGCUGACGGUGCCGCCGACAUUGCGCCAGCCAUGGCCGAUGCGGACGCGGAUGCGGAUGGAGGAGCAGAUGCUGAUGCGGAGGAUACAUUUAGUUUUACGUUUAUCAACGCUUUGUUAGGUUUGCCACGCCCCCCUGGUUAGGCGGGAACCCCCUCCACUCCACUCCACUUCACUUCACACCCAAUCCGACCCACCACCCACACACACAAUUGGUUUUGUUUACUUCGUAAUGAGACUAUUAAAUUAUACAUCUCGCAGCGACGAGGAAGAAGAUUCGGUAGUUCAUGUAUGUACGUGCAGUUCGCAUACACAGUUUGUACUUGUAUCAUUGAAGAUUUAUGUUUAAGCUCAAACGUUUUUAAAAUAAUUUGUCUAGUUAAGCACAACGCGUAUUUUAAUUCAAACCACAUUUCACAUAUGGCAAUCCCGCAAAACCACAGGCCCAAGCUAAUGUUCACUCUCUUCUUAGUUGUUAUGAGUCUCCCUUCUCCCCAAUUGCCUUUUCAUGUUUGGGUAGGCAUAAGUGAAAGCGAUAAUGUUAUGGGUAAUUGUCUCUAAAUAAUAUAAUAUACCAAAAUUGUACACAUAACAGCAAUGAAAUGCAAUUAUUUUUAGAAUGCCACGAGCAGUUUGAACUGCAGACAAGAACGAACAUAUGAGAUAUGUUUAAUUUGCUUACGCCCUUCGACAAAACGAUUGUUUUAAUUUCUCAAAGCCCACAUUUUAUGUUGACAACGGAGAGCAGAUAAUUGCGACAUAAUCAACCUACCUAAUUAGUAAUAACAAUUAAAACAAGAUAUACAUUUUCAGAAUUUGUAUUUAUAUUAUUGAACCCUCUUCAAGUGAAUACAAAAGCAUACAAAUACAAAUUAGUAGAAAGUCAAGUAUAAGGCGUUAACAAUUAAGUGUCGAGCAUGUAGUUGUGUAAUAAAUCGAAAUAAUUAAUUGCGCGGAUGCAAAGGAAAUUACAAACAAGUGAGACGAAAUCGAACCGAGUGACAAGUUAAUAAAGAAGAAAUUUUCAUAUUGUACAAUA
Messenger RNA from Drosophila subpulchrella, 2966 nucleotides. It is a transcript of the gene Dp, whose product is annotated as transcription factor Dp. Lineage: Eukaryota; Metazoa; Arthropoda; Insecta; Diptera; Drosophilidae. Gene Ontology annotation, cellular component: nucleus; transcription regulator complex. Gene Ontology annotation, molecular function: RNA polymerase II transcription regulatory region sequence-specific DNA binding; DNA-binding transcription factor activity, RNA polymerase II-specific. The record is from RefSeq and is a predicted model, not a curated record. Gene Ontology annotation, biological process: regulation of cell cycle; regulation of transcription by RNA polymerase II. The transcript is spliced from 9 exons. Bases 587 to 1930 code for a protein of 447 amino acids.